GAGGCCCUGUCUAGGUAGCUGGCACCAGGAGCCGUGGGCAAGGGAAGAGGCCACACCCUGCCCUGCUCUGCUGCAGCCAGAAUGGGUGUGAAGGCGUCUCAAACAGGCUUUGUGGUCCUGGUGCUGCUCCAGUGCUGCUCUGCAUACAAACUGGUCUGCUACUACACCAGCUGGUCCCAGUACCGGGAAGGCGAUGGGAGCUGCUUCCCAGAUGCCCUUGACCGCUUCCUCUGUACCCACAUCAUCUACAGCUUUGCCAAUAUAAGCAACGAUCACAUCGACACCUGGGAGUGGAAUGAUGUGACGCUCUACGGCAUGCUCAACACACUCAAGAACAGGAACCCCAACCUGAAGACUCUCUUGUCUGUCGGAGGAUGGAACUUUGGGUCUCAAAGGGCUGAUUUUGGUCCUAGAUUUUCCAAGAUAGCCUCCAACACCCAGAGUCGCCGGACUUUCAUCAAGUCAGUACCGCCAUUUCUGCGCACCCAUGGCUUUGAUGGGCUGGACCUUGCCUGGCUCUACCCUGGACGGAGAGACAAACAGCAUUUUACCACCCUAAUCAAGGAAAUGAAGGCCGAAUUUAUAAAGGAAGCCCAGCCAGGGAAAAAGCAGCUCCUGCUCAGCGCAGCACUGUCUGCGGGGAAGGUCACCAUUGACAGCAGCUAUGACAUUGCCAAGAUAUCCCAGCCUCCCCCUUUCCUGUUGGCCCCACGCCUCAUCCUCACCCCACCCCUCAUGCCUGUGAGGAACAAGGAACAGCCAAGCAGCCUCAUCUCUCCUGAGAGCAGAGCCAUGGGUCUCGGGAAACCCAGGAGUAAGGAACAAAGACUCUUCAAAAUGACUUCAGAGCUUUCUUUAGGAUCCCAGGGAGGUGUAAACUCAGUGCUUAAUUAAAUGGAUUCUUUAGAGGGUGGGAAACAGGUGGAUGUCAACCAUUUGCCCCACAUACCCGUAUUCAUGCAAUCCACCCCCAGUGGGCUCACCGGUGCGGGUGUGCAAAACCUCCUCCCACCCCAGUCAUCUUAGGUUCAGGUCAUCCUUUGGUCCUGCUCUUUCCCCGCCAGGCUGUCUGUUGAUGCUACUUUUAAUCUGCUUUCACUAAGAUAAGCCUGGCAGAAGUGGUGGGGGUAAGGUGGGCUGUAGGCCAGCUCCCAAAUGUGUGCUGGGCAUAACAGAAGACCCAUUCUUGACUGAAGUGCCCUUGUGGGACCCUGAGCCCGUGCCCUGGAGUGGCACAGGGAGGUGUGCCAGCAAUGGGGACCGAGGUCACUGGGGACUGCUGGGGUUCGGGCUAGUGGCCUGUCUGGCUGCUGUCUGCUUCCCUCGUUCACAUCCUGCUGGAGCCUUAAAUAGGAGCCCAAAAGCUUUUCUUUCUUACUUUUUUUUGAGACAAAAUCUCACUCUGUUGCCCAGGCCGGAGUGCAGUGGCACAACCUCUGCCGCCUGGGUUCAAGCGAUUCUCCUGCCUCAGCCUCCCGAGUAGCUGGGAUUACAGGUGCCUGCCACCAUGCCUGGCUAAUUUUCGUAGUUAGAGUAGAGACGGGGUUUCACCAUCUUGGCCAGGCUGGUCUUGAACUCCUCACCUCAUGAUCCACCUGCCUCGGCCUCCCAAAGUGCUGGGAUUCCAGGUAUGAGCCACCACGCCCGGCCUAAAGCUUUUCUAUUAAUAAUUUCCUGCCUCACCCUCCAUCCCCUUCCUCCUCAGACACCUGGAUUUCAUUAGCAUCAUGACCUACGAUUUUCAUGGAGCCUGGCGUGGGACCACAGGCCAUCACAGUCCCCUGUUCCGAGGUCAGGAGGAUGCAAGUCCUGACAGAUUCAGCAACACU
Homo sapiens (human) is the source of this 1829-nucleotide messenger RNA. RefSeq names its product chitinase 3 like 1 (gene CHI3L1). The transcript has 7 exons. NCBI's taxonomy places the organism in Eukaryota, Metazoa, Chordata, Mammalia, Primates, Hominidae. Bases 82 to 894 code for a protein of 270 amino acids. The record is from RefSeq and is a predicted model, not a curated record. Gene Ontology annotation, cellular component: endoplasmic reticulum; perinuclear region of cytoplasm; cytoplasm. Gene Ontology annotation, biological process: positive regulation of interleukin-8 production; carbohydrate metabolic process; positive regulation of phosphatidylinositol 3-kinase/protein kinase B signal transduction. Gene Ontology annotation, molecular function: chitin binding.